AUGGAUUUCAGAUUGGUAGGAUUGGAUGCUUCGGUACUGCAUGCUCUGCACCAAAUGAUGGGCCUUUCAGACGGCAAUUCUUCUGACAAGUCAUUAUCACACAAUGCUCCGACACGGUCGUACGUUAGAGAUGCGAAGGCGAUGGCUGCAACUCCAGCAGACGUGAAGGAAUACCCAAAUUCAUACGUGUUUGUGAUCGACAUGUCAGGGUUGAAAUCCGGUGACAUAAAGGUUCAGGUGGAAGAUGAUAACGUUCUUGUGAUAAGUGGUGAGAGGAAGAUGGGAGAAGAGAAAGAAGGUGCAAAUUAUUUGAGAAUAGAGAGAAGGUUUGGAAAAUUUAUGCGAAAGUUUGUUCUGCUAAUACUGACGUUGUUUCGGCUGCCCACCUUGGCCCAAAGUGCAGAUAAAGGCCCAGAUCCAAGCAGCUCCUCGGGAAAUGCCCACAAUCAGUACAUCACCAAACAUGCCCGACCACAUACUACAUCUGCAACGCCCGUUGUUGCCCUCGACGAGCAACGUCCCCGACCAAGGGAGCUCCAGCUCGAGUCCAGCUCGAGCACCCUCCCCGUAGGGCAGAUUCUGUCCACUAUGACGGUUAUGGAAUCCUCAAAGCUCCGGAAAGACCGCGUCUUCGUCCUUCCUCAUUCUUCGCAGAGCACCACCUAG
Molecule: messenger RNA, 666 nt
Organism: Vicia faba (fava bean)
Lineage: Eukaryota; Viridiplantae; Streptophyta; Magnoliopsida; Fabales; Fabaceae
Source: the annotation of a GenBank genome assembly